This is a messenger RNA of Stylonychia lemnae, 4071 nucleotides long. NCBI's taxonomy places the organism in Eukaryota, Ciliophora, Spirotrichea, Sporadotrichida, Oxytrichidae. The record is from the annotation of a GenBank genome assembly.
AUGUCAAAAGCAUUAAAACAGAGCAGUGCAAAUAGAACAGCUGGGGGAAUCUACUAAAAUAUAAAUCCUUCUACAAGUCAUCGGUCACUUAUUUAAGACUCCAUUAAUAUUGCCAACACUAAGCAGUUCAAGUUUGAUACAUCUGGCUCUCAAAGAAUCAGCCAAGUCAGAGAAAGCAAAGCUCAAAGCAAGAAUAAGAAGAAAUCUAACAAGGAAAAUUUGAUAACAACUCAUCAAUCGGUAGAGAGAUCACCCAUGACUCAUCAAACAGUUGAGUCAAGAGGGCAACUCACCUUCAGAACAUCCAUUGAUAAGAAAAUUAUGAAUUCUUAACAAAAAAGCACAAAAGGAGGUAAUUUGUUAACGAAGACUUCAGCUGGGGAUGGGCAUGAAUAAAUUUAAAUUUUCUUGCGUAACGAGUCCAAGAAGUUGCUUAAAAAACUUAAGAAGACUACCAAGUCUAAGAACUUUACUCAUUUGAGCAAUUUCUUCAUGAGCUCGACUUUGACAACAAACAAAAAUACCAAUAGAUCACCCUAGCACGCACCUCUGAACUCGAAUUCUCAGUACUACUACAGCAAUACACCACAACCUCCUGAAUAUAAUGCCAUUAACUUUCAUCAUUCUAAGGGUGGCAGAAACUCAGUAGGGUAUUACCCCAAGAGUAGGGACUAGUCGCCUACUGAAUCACUCAAUAGAGAACUUCAAAAGAGGAGUAAAUAGUUCAUUAAAAAUUCCUCAUAAUUAAGAAGAACAAACUUGACUAAUAGCAAGGUCAAAGAAUCGUUGAUGAAGCAGUUGACUCUUCAACAAUCUAAAAAAAUGCUAUAGCUUGGCUCAUAAUAUGAUGGUUCUCCAUAAUUUGAUCAGAAACUUAAGAGAGGAUAGAGAAUGAAGAAAAUUGAAAGUUAGAGUACAACAAGAGCGAAAUCAUCAGCUUCUAAAGUCAUGUCAAGUCUAAAACCCCAGAAAAUGCCUGAAAACAAGCAUGAAUUUUCUUGUACUCCAAGCAGCACUUUUUCAAAGACUUAAUUUAUAGGCCAGUUUGCAGGCUCAGGCAGCCCUCCUGAUAUGAAAACAAAUGGGCUUAUUAAUUAUAUGAAUCAAAACUUACCAGUUUAACAGUAGUAAAACUCUCACUAAUUCAUGAAUAAUUCAAUGAUGAAUCAUUAGAAAAAUCUAUAAGCUCUUCAAAAUUCUUGUCUGUCUGUGAUCAAAGAAAAAAGCAGCAGGCAGAGUAUUGGUGCUCAAUAAAGAUCAUCUAUCAGAGAUGAAAUGUCUGCUUCUAAGAGGGUUUCAACAGAUAGGUCCAUUCACAUUAACAAGCCUCCAUUGAGUAAUUUCUCAACUUCACCAAAAACAUAAAAGCCAAAGAUUCCUACCUACAGACCCUAUUAGCAGCACACCAGACCAGCACACAUGAUCAAAUCUGAAAAUCAUUCAGUGAAUAGACAGGGAAGACUUGCAAUAGACGGCUAGCUAAGAAAUCAAAAGAAUAUGAAUUAAAAGUAGAGAAAUUUUUAUCAUAAGGUUCAUAAUGAAAACGUCAAGUAGAAGAAGAAAGCAUAGCAAGCCAUUAUAAACAAAGACUAGCUCGAGAAUUAUAUUAAGGUUCUUAAAAAUGAAAGCUUACCAAUGAUUAUGAAGGACAUUGAAAGAACAAUGAGCAGAGAAAAAGACAAGAGGAAAAAUCUUUUAAGACAGAUAAAUGAUGAUUUCGGUGGUGUGCUGAGUGACAAAACAGCUCUGAUUUAGAAUCAAAUGAAUUAAGAGCAGAAUAUAAACAUUAAUUAGGAUAUUCAUGAGCAUUUAAACUUUAUGAUGGAAACAACUCCUAGUAUAAAUGAUCAUCAUAACAAAGAAAAUAUUCUAAGCGCUGAAUCGCAGAGGAUGAUACAUUUGAAAUCAAUUAAAAACUAUACUAAGAGAGACAAGAAUCUUGAAAAUGCCUUAUUUGGGUGCAAGCUAAAGUUCACUGAUCAACAUAACUCUCUAAGAAGUUCAUUAAGCAUGAAAAUUCAAUAGAACCUAAAGAGAAUAUAGACUGGUUCUGGGUCUGGAAUCAUUGAUGAUGGAAAGGAGUAUAUUAAUUAGCAACCGUGCCAGAAAAGUCUACUGAGGUCAAUUUCAAAUAGACAGCUUAGCAUGCAAUCAGACCUAAUUUAAACUUUGAUAUCUAACAAUGAAGGGGAUUUAACUAAUUUCGAUUAGAAUUUUAUGCAGCCUACUAAAAACUAAUACAAACUCUAAAGGUUGACUAAGAGACUAAGCGACGACAAUACGACUUCAACUUCAAAAGAGAAGAAAACCAACAUAAGAUCUCAAAUGACUAUUGGCGAUGACAAGAAUGGUAUUUCAAGAGCUGAUAUCAACAGUAUCAAUCAUUAAAUAUUUCAUAUUGAAGAAUACACAACUCCAAGACUCAAACCUUAAGCUUAAAGUUCCCCUACUCAGAUAACUGAAAAUAACGAGACCCCUCUAAAUAAUACUUUUAUCGAUCAAAAUGAUCUCAGAAAAUAAGUUGAAGCCAAAUUGUAAAUAUAUUAGUUCCAGAGAGUCUAUGGAAAAACAUUUGAUCAUUAAUAGGAUAAUCAGUGUGAUAUUACCAACUUUUCAAUGGAGCUAGACAUGCUAAACAAAAUGCAAAUCUAGAAAAAUAACUUUGAUGAAAUUGAUCAACUACCAGUAAUGCAUGAAUAGCUUUUACCAGAUUUGUCUUGUUCAUUAUAUAAGGAAGAAAAAAGCUACAAUGGAAAAAUAGUUCGAUUCUCUAAAGAUGAAAGAAACAAAAUAUUCUUUUAAGAUCCAUAUAGAGGGAAGCCAAAGCUAAAGGUUGACAAAAAGAAGAUUCAAAUGAUAAUGCAGAAUAACUACAGAUUACUUGAGGAUAUGGCAAGAAGUUCUUAAGACUUCUUUUAAGGAGGAUAUGUACCCUAGAUUCCUGUGUAACAAUAUUACAACGAUAUUUAUUCAAGAAGUGAUGAGACUUCCUUUGAUAAUCAAAGAGCAUUCAAGUAUUAGCAGCAAGUCCUUCAAGAUAAUUAUCUAAAUAUAUGCAAUAAUCAACUGUAGCAAAUAUUCACCAGAGACACAUUUUAAAAACUUGAGGAAAUAUCUUUAGAACAGUAAUAGUAUAUGCAGAUAAAUCAGAUGUAUGGCAACAAUGAAGAUGAUGAUGGCAUGCCUUAAAUAAUUAAUAUGUCCGAUUCGAGCUAGAUUAUUGCGAAUAACACUUAUAGGCAAACUCUUUCAAAUAUUCCAUUCAACCCAUUCUCAACUGUUUUGAGACAGCCUAAGCAAUCAAACAAUCUAAUUCAAUGUGACUAAUAAAAUGAGCUUUUACUUCUUAAUACCUCUCAUGAAGAUUCAUCUAGCUUAACAGAGACUACUUUCAAAGAUUCUCAAUAAAUCGAUGAGAAAGUCUUGAAACUGAUUGGAAGGGAAAGCUUCGAUGAACUGGAAUCUAUCAAGGAAGACUCUUAAUUAUACUUUGGGAAUGCUCCAAUAAAGCAGUUCUAGCAUCAAAGAAUGUUCAGUAGAAACAGUAAUUUAUCCUAUAAUCCAUUCGGAAAUGCUAUGUUUAGCAGAGAUUGCGCUUAGAAUAGUUUCUUUGGAGUUGUGGAAGAAGAAUAGAAAAUCUCUCCAUUUAAUUAGUUUAACUUCAAGUUAUAAAGAUAAUUAUUCAAUAGUAGCAUUACCAUAGCUUCCCCAUAAAAACCAACAAUAGCGACUGAAUCAUUCAAUGAUCCGCUUGAGUAAACUAAAAUAAGGGAAGAACUGCAGCUUCCAAAAAUUGAUAACUACUAGUAUGUUUCGGUUUACCGAGUCAUUCCGUAUCCAAUUCUUUCUAAUUAAGGAAUGAAUUAAUUACACUUCAAGAUCUAUGACGCUGUAGGCUGGUUUGAGAAUCAAACAAGGGUCUAAGAAAAUUUGCCAAAUCUGGAGUAUUUCGAUUUCGACAAGCCAGACUUUGAUUUAAUGAGCUCUGACCUUUCAAUUGAUUAAUAAUACACUGGGGAAGAUUUUAAUGACGGAGAGUCUUAGAAUUUAUUGUCAGAGUCGUAUAAUUGA